AUAGAAAAUAGGCGCAAUGGAAAAACUUAACUUCAAUACUAUAGUCUCUCAAGACAAACCGAUGUCUGAUGUGAAGACCAACAAUGACGACAAAGUAAAGAAGAUGUACAUUGUGAUUGCAAUUGAAACUGCAAUGAUAGUUGGUUUGAUGGCUGGAUGUGUUUGCAUAUACCUUAGUACCCGGAAUAUUUGUCCCCUAUCAAAGGGAUACAGAGUGAAUGUGCAUAAUAAAGAUGGGGUGACUGUUAGAGAGGACAUUGAUGUGGACAGAGAACAUGGAGUUGUGAUUCACCAUGUAUCCAACCAGGCCAUCCUUACACAUCGUAAAUUGGGUGUCAGUGUAAUGAGGUUUGCAGCAGAGAAGGAGUGCUACAUUAGAGAGUUGAUGGAUGACCAAGAAAAGGAAUUGGGUGAUGAACAGGACAAAGGCAAUGAAGAGGUGAUUGAUGUAAAUGUUGAUGAAGUAAGAGAAUAUAACUAUGUAAAAUCAGAUAGACCGGUUGACAUGACUGCUCUGGGGGAUAAUAUUGGAGAGUUCUGCAAGGGGACGGAGAUAUCGUGGGUUCGGAAAAAGAAAGAUGAACCAGACAGUGCUCCUAAAGAUCAUCCUCAAGAUCGAGUAAAACGUCAGAAAAAGGGCAAAAUCCAAAGGAAUUCCACAGCCUCAAUAAAGACCAAAUCCCCAAGAAUGGCUACAAC
Molecule: messenger RNA, 699 nt
Organism: Owenia fusiformis
Lineage: Eukaryota; Metazoa; Annelida; Polychaeta; Sabellida; Oweniidae
Source: the annotation of a GenBank genome assembly